CCAAUAUAAGCAGGACCCGAGCCCUGAAAUCAUCACCAUUUGCCUCGAUGUAUCAACUUUUAUACGCUUGGUUCUUUAUCCUUGGGUUUGUGGGUCUGACGCCAUGGCAGCUGGGUUCAGCCAUGCCACCACUCCCGCCAGUUCAAUGCAACGACACCGUAUGCACCCUCUACAACGCUUACGGCGUAUGGGGAGACAGAAGGAACUGCCAUGUCCAGAACGACGUCGUAUAUCCAAAAACCGAAGAAGAGGUCCGCCUAGCUGUCGCCUACGCCAACAAAAACAAUCUCAAGCUGAAAGUGGUGACCAAAUUCUCGCACACCAUACCAAAACUGGCUUGCCCCGCAACUUCAUCGGCAAUGCUCGUAAGCACAGCAGAAUACAAUUCCAAAAUCGAAAUCGAUGCGGCGAAUUUGGCAGUGACGGUUGAUGCUGGAGUUUCUUUACGGCAGCUGAUUGACAAAGUGGAGGAGGCGGGGCUGAGUCUGGUGGCGGCGCCGUACUGGGAAGGUGUGAGUAUUGGGGGUUUGAUAAGCACGGGAGCUCACGGGAGCUCGUGGUGGGGAAAAGGAGGAGCGGUUCACGAUCAUGUUAUUGGCCUUAGCCUGGUCGUCCCUGCCGAAGAGUCACAAGGGUUUGCAAAGGUUAUCAGAAUUGAAGCGCAAAAUACACUCCUUAACGCAGCCAAGGUGUCGUUAGGGGAGUUGGGUAUCAUCUCUAAGGUGAAGUUGGCAUUAGAGGCAGGAUUCAAAAGAAGCAUAACCUAUGACUUUACGGAUGAUGGUGUGCUUGAGGAUACAUUCAUAGAUCAUGCAAAAAAAUAUGAAUUCGGGGAUAUUACGUGGUAUCCAUCAAGACAAAAGGUUGUAUAUAGAUACGAUUACAGAGUUCCGUUGAACACUAUUGGCAGUGGAGUCAAUGACUUCCUUGGAUUUCAAGCCAAUUUAAUCGGAAUCACCAAGUCUGUCAGAGCAACUGAGAAGUUAUUUGAGAAGACAAGAAAUAUGAAUGGGAAAUGCAUCAUGGCGUCCUCUUUUGUGGAAGUCAAGAAGCUAGUUGCUAAUGGAUUAAAGAACAAUAUGAUCUUUACUGGCUACCCAGUAGUGGGUCAUCAAGGAAAGAUGCAGACAUCUGGUUCUUGUUUAUAUUCCCCUACUUCAAAUAAAAAUGCUGCUUGUGCUUGGGAUCCAAGAAUCAAUGGUCUUUUCUUCUAUGAGACAACAGCAAUAUUCUCUGUUACAAAAUUCAGAGACUUCAUUCUUGAUGUCAAAAAACUUAGAGACAUGGUAAUGCCAGAUAGUUUUUGUGGAGUAGACAUCUAUGGCUUUUUGAUCAGAUUUAUCAAGGCUUGAGCUUACCUAUGCCAAAAUGAGAUUCUGUGGUUCUGGGAUUUCAACUACUAUCGCGGAGAUGCUUCACUCCAGAUUAACCAGAUGUAUGGGGAAGAAGUGGAGCAAAUGAUUGUAGAAGGCCAGUCAUGGGGGAAGUUGAAAUUCCAGAUUACUGUAAUUAGGGGAAGAAGACCGAAAGGGAAAGGGAACAUUGGGCCGGAAGAUGUGGAGUCGCAGAUGUAA
Carica papaya (papaya) is the source of this 1574-nucleotide messenger RNA. RefSeq names its product D-arabinono-1,4-lactone oxidase family protein (gene GULLO3). NCBI's taxonomy places the organism in Eukaryota, Viridiplantae, Streptophyta, Magnoliopsida, Brassicales, Caricaceae. The record is from RefSeq and is a predicted model, not a curated record. Gene Ontology annotation, molecular function: FAD binding; D-arabinono-1,4-lactone oxidase activity. Gene Ontology annotation, cellular component: membrane.